AAUGCACGGAAAUUGAGCUGCAAUUAUUUUUAUUUAUUUAUUUUUCCUAUUUUAAUUUAGGAAUGCUGUAAGGGAUGGGAUUGGCGAAUGUGCGGGCUGCGCGAUAGUGGUUGAAUUUGCGGAGCGUGGCAAAGGUAAACAGAGAGGAGGCCCGGCGGUCGCUAGACGCCGGCCUCGGGACUCGGUGACGUUCCGCUACCGGGAAACUGCACUGUUUCGAGGGUUUGGAGGCCGAGGAGUUUAGACUGAUCGCAUCUUCGCUGGAAUGUGAGUGGUUUUCCCCACCAUGGAUGGUGAACUGAGUCCUCAGGAUAAAAAGGACCUGGAUAAGUUUAUCAAAUUCUUUGCCCUGAAGACUGUACAGGUGAUUGUACAAGCACGACUUGGAGAAAAAAUCUGUACCCGUUCAAGCUCUUCCCCUACAGGCUCAGACUGGUUUAACCUCGCAAUAAAGGAUAUUCCUGAAGUUACCCAUGAGGCGAAGAAGGCACUGGCAGGGCAACUUCCAGGAAUUGGGCGGUCAAUGUGUGUGGAAAUUUCUCUGAAGACAUCUGAGGGAGAUUCUAUGGAGUUGGAAACAUGGUGUUUGGAAAUGAGUGAUAAGUGUGAUAAAGAGAUUAAGGUGUCAUACACUGUCUACAACAGACUGUCACUACUAUUGAAAUCACUUCUUGCAAUCACAAGAGUAACACCUGCAUAUAAACUAUCCAGAAAACAAGGACAUGACUACGUAAUCCUGUACAGGAUAUAUUUUGGAGAAGUGCAACUGAGUGGCCUGGGUGAAGGUUUUCAGACUGUACGGGUGGGAAUAGUUGGAACUCCUGUCGGCACUAUUACUCUGUCUUGUGCUUACAGAACUAACCUGGCUUUCAUGUCUGGCAGGCAGCUGGAGCGGACCCAGCCAAUCAUGGGAAUUAUCAUAGACCACUUUGUAGAUCGUCCCAAUAGUGGAUCAUCACCACUUCACCCAUGUAACUACAGGACAGCUAAUGAAGAGGAUACAGGAACUUUUCCAUCUGUAGAAGAUUCUCAGGAAGUGUGCACGACGUCUUUCUCCACUUCCCCUCCCUCACAGCUCUACAGUUCCCGUCUUUCCUGUCAGCCCUUUGCUCCUCUCGGUGGUGGUUCAGCUGACCUAGCCUAUACCCCAGCAGCUUUAACUGCUGCUCAUCCUCAUCAGAUGGCAAUUCCUGGCAAAGAAGGUGGGGUCCCUGUUCUUCCUCAACAUCCUGCCCAUGGUACCCAGGCUGAGAGUGACAGGAUGCCAGCCUGUAAUCCCACGGAUAUGAAUCAACAGGUGCCAGCAACUCCAUCUAGCAGUGGUGAAGCAGAUAUGUUAUCAAAGAGCAGUGAGGGGAAGAGUGGAUCACCACAAGAUGCACUGGAGACUACCUUUACCAGGAAAGUGGGUGCAUUUGUUAACAAACCAGCCAAUCAGGUCACUGCUGUCAAAAUGGAUUUGCCAUUUGCUAUGUUUGCAUCAAAAAUUAUUGAAUCUGAGGACACUGAUUUUAUGGUAAAUCCCCCUGAUUCUCCAACCCAAGAUUCGCCCCUGCAUGCCAGUCUUCAUUCAGACCAGUCCAGCGGUAGCAGUGGCCUCACACAGGAUGAAUUUGUUAUGGUGGAACUUAAGCCUGCCUUCUCAAAGGAUGAUUUUCUACCCAUGGAUCUUGGCACCUUUUAUAGGGAAUUUCAGAACCCUCCUCAGUUGAGCAGUCUCACCAUAGAUAUCAGCGCACAGUCAAUGGCUGAGGAUCUGGACUCCUUACCGGAAAAACUGGCAAUCUAUGAGAAGAAUAUGGAAGAAUUUGAUGCGUUUGUAGACACCCUUCAGUAACCAUUGACAAUAUCUUCCCCAGCUUUAGAAACAAUACCUGCAACAAGCACCAAUGUUUAAAAUUGUUUUCCCUCUAUAAAUAAAAUGUAUAUAUUUUUAGAAGUACAGAAUCCCCUUAUUUCUAUAGAUGUCCAUCUGCAAUCUGUAAGUACAUUUUCUAGUUGCACUUACUGAUCUGCUAUAAUUGAAAAGUGUAAGUCUACCUUACUGUACACAUGUGUAAAUAUCUUGUAAAGCCAAACAACAUUUAAUCAAUGUAUUUCUUUCUAUUGAAGUAGGAAGUUUUGUGUGCUUCUUGCAAGUCUGGUUGUAUUCUAAGGAUGGUUUUUAAUUUAAAUUGCAGCAUGUUCGUUUCAGACCCAAUGAUUUGUAGCUUGUCACUUCACUGUAGAAAAAUAAAACGCUGAACCAUUUGGGCAA
Messenger RNA from Hypanus sabinus (Atlantic stingray), 2257 nucleotides. It is a transcript of the gene atg13, whose product is annotated as ATG13 autophagy related 13 homolog (S. cerevisiae). Gene Ontology annotation, biological process: piecemeal microautophagy of the nucleus; protein localization to phagophore assembly site; autophagosome assembly. Gene Ontology annotation, cellular component: cytosol; Atg1/ULK1 kinase complex; phagophore assembly site. The transcript has 17 exons. The coding region runs from base 287 to 1837 and encodes 516 amino acids. Lineage: Eukaryota; Metazoa; Chordata; Chondrichthyes; Myliobatiformes; Dasyatidae. The record is from RefSeq and is a predicted model, not a curated record.